Messenger RNA from Musa acuminata AAA Group (dessert banana), 1702 nucleotides. RefSeq names its product chorismate synthase, chloroplastic. Gene Ontology annotation, biological process: aromatic amino acid biosynthetic process; chorismate biosynthetic process. The coding region runs from base 171 to 1508 and encodes 445 amino acids. The record is from RefSeq and is a predicted model, not a curated record. NCBI's taxonomy places the organism in Eukaryota, Viridiplantae, Streptophyta, Magnoliopsida, Zingiberales, Musaceae. Gene Ontology annotation, molecular function: chorismate synthase activity; FMN binding. Gene Ontology annotation, cellular component: cytosol. The transcript is spliced from 13 exons.
GAUUCGUGGCUCGAGGAAAAGAACCAAGGCUGUGGGCCCCUUCUUCCACGGCGGCUAGGGGUUGGUGGGUGAACGGCGGGCCCUCGGUCGGUUUCUCUUCCCUGAUAUAUAGCUUAUACGCCCCGAGCUCGCAGCAGGUGGAGGGAAGGUAGAGAGAAGCAGGUCCAUUGAUGGCGUCUGCGGCUUCGUCUUCCUUGCCUUCUUCGAAACCCUUCCUCGGGGGAUCGAGAACCGGCGGCUUGUCCGGCCUCGCCUUCCGGCUGCCCUCCACCGUCAACCAGAUCUCCAUCCGGCGGCGGAUUUCCCCUGCUCCUCGAAGGCUCGAGGUGCGGGCAGGUGGAGAUAAAUUUGGAAAGCACUUUGAAGUCGCAACCUAUGGAGAAUCUCAUGGAGGUGGUGUUGGUUGUAUUAUUAGUGGAUGCCCCCCUAGAAUUCCUCUUUCUGAAGAGGAUUUGCAAUUUGAACUUGACAGAAGGAGACCAGGUCAGAGCAGGAUAACCACACAAAGGAAGGAAACUGAUACAUGUCGAAUUCUCUCGGGACUAUUUGAAGGAACGACAACUGGAACUUCAAUUUGUGUUUUUGUACCAAAUGCAGAUCAAAGAGGACAUGACUAUAGUGAAAUGUCAAUUGCAUAUAGGCCUUCUCAUGCAGACGCAACAUAUGACUUUAAAUAUGGUCUGAGAGCGAUACAGGGAGGUGGCAGAUCAUCAGCAAGAGAAACCAUCGGUAGAGUUGCUGCUGGAGCUCUUGCAAAGAAGAUUCUUAAAAUGUAUGCUGGAACUGAGAUCCUAGCAUAUGUUUCUCAAGUUCAUAAAGUUGUGCUUCCUGAAGGGGUUGUUGAUAAUGAGACGGUGACCCUUGAUGAGAUUGAGAGUAAUAUAGUCAGAUGCCCGGAUCCAGAAUAUGCUCAGAAGAUGAUUGAGGCCAUUGAUGCUGUGCGAGUUAAAGGAGAAUCUGUUGGUGGCAUCGUGACUUGCAUUGCAAGAAAUGUUCCACGUGGACUUGGGUGUCCUGUCUUUGAUAAACUGGAGGCUGAUUUGGCAAAAGCUAUGUUGUCUCUGCCUGCAACAAAGGGAUUUGAGUUUGGCAGCGGAUUUGCAGGUACUUUUUUGACUGGAAGUGAGCAUAAUGAUGAGUUCUACAUGGAUGAGCUUGGCAAUGUGCGAACAAGAACAAAUCGAUCGGGCGGUAUACAGGGAGGGAUAUCCAAUGGUGAAACCAUAUAUAUGAGAAUAGCUUUUAAACCAACAUCUACAAUUGGGAAAAAGCAGAAUACAGUAACUAGAGACCGACACGAAACUGAGCUUAUAGCAAGAGGCCGCAACGAUCCCUGUGUAGUCCCUCGAGCCGUUCCGAUGGUAGAAGCCAUGGUAGCUCUGGUGCUGUUGGAUCAACUGAUGGCGCACACAGCACAAUGUGGAUUAUUUCCUUCUAAUCCAGCCCUCCAGCAACAAAUCGUUCCGGCGGCGCCCGAUGGAUCGUUGCUCACUCAAGAGACUGCUUAGUAUGACAAUGUGGAUCGUGGCUUCACUAGACAUGAUUGAGGUUCCAAUUUACUGAAUCCAAAUAGUUGGUAAUGGAUGCUUGUUGUUGUUGUCGUCGUCGUCGUCGAGUCUAAUAACUCCCAACUAUGGUUUGAGAUUUAAAAGAACACUUGUUCGUGAUCAAUGAUAUCAGGCAGUAAUAUUCGUUUGUUUGA